AUGUCAGCUAGAUUUAUCAAAAAUAAUUUAAAAUCUGUAAAUAUGCAAAGUAAAACAGAAAAGAGGUUAAAUAGUUCACAAUUAAAUGUAAAUGAUGCAGCCAAUGUUGAGAUUAAGGAGUUCAUCCGGCCAAAUGCAGAUGUAAAGCAUUCCAUUAAAGAUGCGAUAUACUGUAAAAGCAUUGAUUUAAAAGAACAUUGGGAUACUCUCUUACUUGAUGAAGUAAUCUUGAGAAAGCACAUGAGCUAUGAAGACCCUAAUAAGAAACUUUGAAGCAUCAGAAAGUAUAUUAUCGAUAAAAUUUUUGACUUUGGGGAUUCGCUUGGACUAAGGAAUAUUACCUUACAGGCAGCUAUUAUAUACGCUGAAAUAUUACUAAGCAAGAGCAAGUUAGACAUCUUGGAUAAAGAUAAGGAUUUAUGGGCAGCUACGACUCUACUCCUUUCCUCUAAAUAUAUUGAACUUGACGACUCGAUUCCCUUCAUCUCCCACUUCAGAAAGCUAGGAUUGGAUAGUUACAAUGAGGAUAUAUUCAUAAAGUCUGAGUCAGUUCUUCUUAAGGCUUUGAAUUGGGAAAUGAUGGUUGUAACCCCUUUGCACUACCUGGAAUGAAUUCUAAAUUAUUGAGCUCUAUUUGGUGAUGACAAGAUCAGAAUCACAGACCAUCAUGGAAAUAAAAUGAAUAGAUAUACAAGUAAUAUAGAAUUUGAAUAUGAAGGAGAUAAAAGGGAUCAGCUAAGAACCACAGUGAGUUCAGUUCAGAAAUAUUCAGAAAUCUUUGUUGAUAUUUGCAUCCAAUCAAAGAAGAUCCAGAAAUACUCGUAUUCAGUUCAAGCUAUUUACUCUCUUCUUGCUGCUAGAGAAAUGGUUGGGGUUGAACCAGUUUGGAAUCCUCAGUUUGAUAACUUUACAGGAUUAUAUAAAAGCCAGAUUUCUAGGGAAAUCGAAGAGAUAAAAGGAAUCAUUAAUGAAUCAAAUAUCAUUGAUAAUCUUUAUAAAACUAUUGACCAAACUAAUUAUGCUGAAACUUUAUUGCAAAGUUCGAAGUCUCAGAUAUCUGAGGAUGAUAAAAAUAAUUCUAAUUCCUCUAAUGAAGACAAGCCAAAAGUUCUAGGCAGUUACUAUAAAGCUCCAUCUUGCAAGAAAUUGAAAGUAAAUUUAUACCAGACUUCAAAUAAUUGUAGUACAUCUCAAGUUAGGUCAAAGUGUACCAGCAGGAGCAGAGCUUCAACUAAUGACACUAAGAAAUAUCAGAAUAAAGCUCAAAAGAAUGCAUCCAAAAGGAUUACUUCAAAAGAGAUGGCAAAAUCAUUUUAUGUAAAAAGAAGUAGUUCAUACGCUCUCAAAAGUUCAAGAAAUUACUCUGGUAUCAUCGGAGCAAAAUCAAGCAUCUCAACAACAAGGAAUAACUAUAAAAUUCCCUCAAAAAACAAAAGAAAGAGAUCUAUCAUAUACAAAUCAAAUACAAGAAGUAACUGAAACUCUAGAGCAAAUAGCAAGGUUAAGAAACCCAAAAACUUCAUCAAGAGUAAUAUCGAGAAUGUGAAUACUUAUUGCGAGCCUCUGAAAUCUAAAAGAAUGUUAGAGGAAAGACCUGGAUCUAUUAUUACAAACUUCAGACAAUAUUAUGACAAAGAUCUGAAACAAAAACUCUCAGGGAAAAAUUGAAUGAACGUUCCGAAGAAGCCAGCUAAAAAUAGCAUGAUGCUGUCAAAACAGGACUGAAAUAGAAGCACGAAUCAUCUGAACACUGGCUUAAGAGAAAGAAGCAACCAUAUUUCUGAUUAUAAAACUACUAUUACAAGUAGGAUGACUUCCAAUUCAGUCAGAGAUGCUUCUAAAAGUUUAGUGGCUACAAGCACACAUAAAUGUGUGGUUUCGAAUCUGAGAGCGUAUUCAAAGCCUAAGAGAUCAAUCAAUAUCAAACCCAGGAAGGCUAAGAAUAAGGAGAAUGUCUACUAUGAGCAUGAAUCCACUAGAGCUGGCUCUCAGUAUAAUUAGGGUAGCCGUUAAUCUUAAUUUUCUAAGCAUAGUGGCACAAUCUG
Molecule: messenger RNA, 2045 nt
Organism: Moneuplotes crassus
Lineage: Eukaryota; Ciliophora; Spirotrichea; Euplotida; Euplotidae
Source: the annotation of a GenBank genome assembly